CUCGUGUCUAUUAGUUGACCCACCUUGUCCUGCUGGCCAUGGACCGACAGGCCCCAGGUCCGCAGAAACGACUUUACCCCUCCUCCGCUGCGCCAUCCACUACGUCCUUGCUGCAGCCUCAUGGCCACGAUGAAGUACGGCCCCCUCUCGCUCGUUCAUUGCGUGCCUCAACCAGCAACAGCUCCAUUAACACCGCAUCCACGCACGUCCCUCCCUCAAUAUCAGAUAGGUAUGUCCUGCCACUCGACCCCGCCGCAUUCGAUGGCCCAGAAGCGGACGAUAAGCUGCACAACCCGGACCCCGUGAGGGACCACCGCCAGGAUAAGGGGGGCACGAUCAUCACCUCACGUGGUCUCAUGAACCUGGGGUGCAUUUUCGUCCUCGUUGCCGGCAUUGUUGCACUCUUCGCUGGAUACCCUCUUAUCGAGUACUUCACAAAGAAGAAGCCGUCAACAUUGGGCGGAUUCAACCUUGGAGGAAUCAAUGCUUCCGGCCAGAUCCCAUCCAUACCGGGGAACUGGGGCAUGAUCGACCUCGACACCCCCCACGAGGUCCGCACGAAGGUCGACUACGUCAACGGGAAGACGUGGCAGCUCGUGUUCAGCGACGAGUUCAACGUCGAGGGCCGCACGUUCUACCCCGGCGAUGACCCAUACUGGGAAGCCGUGGAUCUGCACUACUGGCAGACGAACAAUAAGGAGUGGUACGACCCCGAAGCUAUCGUUACCCGCAACGGGUCGCUCGAGAUCACGCUCUCGCGGAAGGAAAACCAUGGGCUGAACUUUACGGGUGGUAUGAUGUCGACGUGGAACAAGUUUUGUUUCACGGGUGGCCUCGUCGAGGCCAGCGUCAUGCUCCCCGGGUUCAACGACGUGGCAGGACUCUGGCCCGCUAUCUGGGCGAUGGGCAACUUGGGUCGCGCCGGGUACGGAGCAUCGCUUGAUGGCAUGUGGCCGUACACCUACGACGAGUGCGACGUCGGCACGGCGCCAAACCAGACGCUCAACGGUCUUCCUCUCGCAGCGACGGCCGAAGGCGACAACGACAAGUCGAACGACGGCGUGCUGUCGUUCCUUCCCGGCCAGAGGUUGUCGCGUUGCACUUGCCCUGGCGAGUCGCACCCCGGUCCUAUACACCGGGACACCGGCGAGUAUGUCGGUCGUGCGGCACCUGAGAUUGAUAUGUUCGAGGCACAGAUCAGCGAUAAUAAGGGCGCUGUCUCCCAGUCUGGCCAGUGGGCUCCAUUCAACUACCAAUAUAUCUGGAAAAACACCACGGACAACUUGAUCAUUCCUGAUCCGGAUAUUUCGAAAUUGAACAACUAUCGCGGAGGAGUUUAUCAGCAAGCGACCUCCGUUGUCACCCAGACUAAUCAGGACGCCUAUGAGUUUAGCGGGCAGCAAUACUCCACAUAUGGUUUCCAGUACAAGCCAGGGUUCGGCGACGCCUACAUAAGCUGGAUCGCCAAUGGACAGCUUGCAUGGCAGCUGAACGUGGCCGGCAUGAGUGCUGACACCGUUGUCGAGAUCAGCGAUAGGCCCAUUCCUCAGGAACCGAUGUACUUGAUUAUGAAUUUGGGUAUCUCCGAGAAUUUUGGUUUCGUCGACUACGACCACCUCCAGUUCCCGUCUACGCUCCGCGUCGAUUGGAUUCGUGUUUACCAGGAUCCGAAAAACAUCAAUAUUGGCUGUGAUCCCCCUGACUUCCCUACGGCGGCAUAUAUCAAUGAGUACAUCGAGGCGUACACGAAUCCUGAUCUGACUACUUGGGUGGACGACUAUAAGCAGGCAAUUCCGAAGAGCAAAUUGCUUGGACAGUGCUGAGCCACUCUCCGUUGAUGAUACCUAUUAGCCCUUCGAGUGCUGGCAUCUUGUGAGUACGGCACCGACCGCUCUUACGUCACAUGGCGCGCGACGAGAAUACU
Messenger RNA from Dichomitus squalens LYAD-421 SS1, 1924 nucleotides. Its product is annotated as beta-glucan synthesis-associated protein. NCBI's taxonomy places the organism in Eukaryota, Fungi, Basidiomycota, Agaricomycetes, Polyporales, Polyporaceae. Gene Ontology annotation, cellular component: plasma membrane; endoplasmic reticulum membrane. The coding region runs from base 39 to 1823 and encodes 594 amino acids. Gene Ontology annotation, biological process: (1->6)-beta-D-glucan biosynthetic process; fungal-type cell wall organization. The record is from RefSeq and is a predicted model, not a curated record. Gene Ontology annotation, molecular function: glucosidase activity. The transcript is spliced from 10 exons.